UUCCACCCGGACGCUUUUCGGAGGUGCACACGUUACAAUGGCGUCAUGCGCGAUGAGCAGAGACCCCGAUGAUGAAGCGAUCGAUCCCGGAGCUGCUCCUUACGGAAACUUUAUCAACUACUACACCUUCAACCCUCCGGAGAACCGCCUGAGUCUGAUCCCGACCUCCCUGCUGCAGGAUUUAGGCCUCAGCGAGCAGCGGAAAACCCUGAUCCUGGAUGUGGGCUGUAAUUCAGGGGAGCUGAGCGUCGCCUUUUACCAGCAUCUGGUGCAGGAUCCUGCCAGCAAAGAGGAGUCUGACAGGAGGAUGGUUCAUCUCCUCGGCUUCGACUUGGAUGAAGCCCUCAUUCGGCGUGCGCAGCAGACCAAUCCUCUCCACGACAGCAUCACCUUCAUCCCUCUGGACGUCACCGGAGACACCGACCGGCUGCAGGACUACCUCCACCAGCACGGCUGCUCCCGCUUCCACCUGAGCCUGUGCCUGGCUGUCACCAUGUGGGUCCACUUAAACCACGGGGACUCCGGUCUGCUGCUGCUGCUCUCUCGCCUGGCCUCCAUCAGCCAGCACCUCCUGCUGGAGGCCCAGCCCUGGAAGUGUUACCGCUCCGCAGCCCGACGGCUCAGGAAGCUGGGCCGCUCAGACUUUGACCAUUUUAAGACGCUGGAGAUCCGGGGGGACGUGGCGGAUCACGCCAGGGAGCAUCUGGAGAGACGCUGCGGCAUGGAGCUCAUCCAGAGCUUCGGCAGCACUGCAUGGGACCGGAAGCUGAUGCUGUUCAGGAGGAGAUGAGACUCAGAGACACUUUCAGCUGCUGCAGAAGAGAUGUUCAAGAAAGCUGGACACUACAGUGAAGCUGGAUGAUUAGUUGAUCAACGUGUAUAAACUCAAGUCACUUCACACAGUUGGCACUAUUGAUCAGAUUCAUCAAUAAUGACUAGUGGGGCUACAACCGAUGAUUAAAUUCAUUAUUAAUCUGA
This is a messenger RNA of Acanthochromis polyacanthus (spiny chromis), 978 nucleotides long. Its product is annotated as pre-miRNA 5'-monophosphate methyltransferase. The record is from RefSeq and is a predicted model, not a curated record. The transcript is spliced from 2 exons. Gene Ontology annotation, biological process: negative regulation of pre-miRNA processing; miRNA metabolic process. Gene Ontology annotation, cellular component: cytoplasm. Bases 38 to 790 code for a protein of 250 amino acids. Gene Ontology annotation, molecular function: O-methyltransferase activity; RNA methyltransferase activity. Lineage: Eukaryota; Metazoa; Chordata; Actinopteri; Pomacentridae.